AUGCUUCUAACUCCUUCACCCUCUUCAGCUGCUGUGGAUGUGUCGGCGGCGCGGCGGGGCCCGCAGCUCUGCGCCCCGGCCGAGGCCCGCGCCGUGCGCCGCCACCUCGCCGCCCUCCUGGGCCACCUGCGGGACGCCGAGGCCAACAGCGCCGAGCCGGUGACCGCCAGCGAGGUUGUCGCCAGCGGCUGGAACCUGUGCACCGUGGCCGGGGUGCUGCUGGGCUACCCCGCCGUGUACACCUUCGCUGAGGGUGCUGAGAACUGCCUGGCGCUGACCCCGCUGAGGCUGUUCACGGCCCGGGCCUCCUGCCCCCGCAUAAAGGAUGGGCUCAGGGUGCAGAUCUACUCCUUCAGCGUCCCGGAGAGCCUCUGCGCCGAGCUCGGGGACGUGCUGGAUGCCUGGUGCCAGGAGCUCAAGGAGGCUUUCAGUGCUCAGAGCGAUUUUGUAGAUCUCUGCAUUUCCAGCGAGGUCGUGUCUCUUCCAGCGGUUGCCUUGUAA
Molecule: messenger RNA, 501 nt
Organism: Pyrgilauda ruficollis (rufous-necked snowfinch)
Lineage: Eukaryota; Metazoa; Chordata; Aves; Passeriformes; Passeridae
Gene: CUNH1orf74
Product: chromosome unknown C1orf74 homolog
Exons: 2
Coding region: 1-501 (166 amino acids)
Source: RefSeq, a predicted model, not a curated record